Messenger RNA from Daphnia pulex (common water flea), 1669 nucleotides. RefSeq names its product F-box/WD repeat-containing protein 1A-like. Lineage: Eukaryota; Metazoa; Arthropoda; Branchiopoda; Diplostraca; Daphniidae. The transcript has 9 exons. Bases 106 to 1521 code for a protein of 471 amino acids. The record is from RefSeq and is a predicted model, not a curated record. Gene Ontology annotation, molecular function: protein binding.
UUAAAAGUAGAAUUGUGUUUACCCGUAAACGUGGGUUUUUUUACUAGUCUUUUAUUUGUUAGACAUAAUUUAUAUGCAACAGCAUAGUUUUUAAUUGAAUGGAGAAUGACGAAAGAGAUCCAAUCAAGAUAUCAGUCUGAUAUCGUAAGUGCUCUUUCAAAACGUUUGAUGAACGAUGUGGUCGAAGAAAUCUUUAACUACUUGGAUUAUGAAAGUCUAAAGAAUUCUGAAGCAGUAUCUUCGCUCUGGUAUAACAAUAUACUCUACGGGAAAACAUGGAAAAAACUGCUGGAAAGAAAUUUAAAGCUGUCAGAAGAAUGGAAAGAGAUGCUAGAGGUCCUUACAAUGAAAUGGUCUCUGGAUUCCAAUGUGCCAAAAGAUUACAUGCAUUGCCGCGCUCUUUGUCAACAAGUAGGAAAUUCCGUCUCGAAACUACGACAAAAUUGGCUGAAAGGUCAGCAUUCCAAAUACGAGUUUCCAAAUUUCAGUCAGCCUGAAAUCGAAAGCAUUUUUUGGAUUCGUGGAAGCCUCAACUUUGAAAUGAAUAAACAUUGGAUUGGCAGGGGACAACGCGAUGGUAGCAUCAUAAUUUGGAAUCGAUGGACCUGGGAAACUAAAGCUUUAUUCGAGCCAUUGCUGCUGACCAAUCGCCUUCUUGGAUGCAACACUGUUCGCUGUUUACAAUUUAAUGAUCAUGUCGUCGUUGCGUCAUAUUUUGGCGGAUCUAUCUGUAUAUGGGACACACACACCACUGAACUGCUCCAUGUACUCGACGAGAUGGAUCUAGCCAAUUACGAUUCCCACUAUAUUCCUAUAAAUGGCUUGAGUCUCGGCGGUUCACCUGGAAAUUAUUGGUUACUUUCUUGUUUAUCAUCGCCAACAGAACAAGAUUUUGUCACUCUUCGACUGAUCACGAAUCCUUCAGACGAAAUCCCAAUAGUCCAUCGUAUCGUAUUAGAUCAAAAAUUGCGAGUUCUUCGUCUGUUGGUUAACGAAAGAAACGUACUGCUCCUUUUGAGCGACACGGAGACCAAAAAUGAUCAGAUUCAAAUAAGAGCCACUUCAUCUAUGGAAAUCCUCAAAACCAUCCAAAUUCCAUAUUCAGAAAUGGGCGUGUUUGAUUGCAGAAACGGACUCAUUCUCUCUGGUUCACGCUACGAAAUCCAACUUUGGGACUUGGAAACUGGAACUUGCCUGCGAAGUGUUAGCAGCAGUAAUUCAAUCGUCUUUGUGAAGAUCAUCUCGGACAAGUAUUGGGUGAGUUGCAACUCAUCCGGUAAAGUGGAAGUUUGGAACUUGAGAGCAGCCCUCGAUCCCACCCACAUGGAUUCGUUGUUGCUCUACCGAUUAACUGCCACCGAUUUGAAUUUCCCGCUCAUCUGUCCGGUCGUUCGUGCGGAUGAAUAUCAGAUUGCCUUGAUCCCUUGUCGAGCCAAGGAUUAUUCCGGAUUGCACAUUUUAGAUUUUCUCCAAUUGGAUCAUAAGGAUGUCGACGACACAGGUUUUAUUAGUGAUCAAUGACAAAGGCUACUUUUUACCUUACAAGUGAUACGUUACCUGAUUCCUCUGACUGCAUUUUUUGUUAUCUAUUACAAUUGUGAUUUUUAACGUCCCACGACUGAUUGUAAACAUGCUUUUAUUGCAAAAUUACAAUUUUACUAAUGUAAAA